Molecule: messenger RNA, 1773 nt
Organism: Fusarium poae
Lineage: Eukaryota; Fungi; Ascomycota; Sordariomycetes; Hypocreales; Nectriaceae
Exons: 1
Coding region: 1-1773 (590 amino acids)
Molecular function (GO): dipeptidyl-peptidase activity
Source: RefSeq, a predicted model, not a curated record
AUGCCUCUUCCUCCACUCCCUUUUGAAGUCCCAAUUGAACAUAUCAACCCACCAAAAGUUGGUCAAGGCGGUUAUGUUGGAUUCAACCCACACUCAAAAGUUCUUCCAACUGGCUGGAAGUUUGAUCAUCCCGACGCAAAGCCUCUAAACUGUGAUAUCCUUGUUGAGCACGAUGUUGCCUUUACCAUGCGAGACGGUGUUAAGCUAUACGCUGAUGUCUAUCGACCACCGCAGAGUGAUGAUGAGCCUAUUCCUGCAAUUGUUUGCUGGUCGCCAUUUGGAAAGAAGUUCAACGGUCUGAUGUCACUGAGUCUUAUGGUACCGUGGAACUUGGGAAUUCCUCCCAAGACACUAUCUGGUCUUGAAAAGUUCGAGGCACCUGAUCCCAACGAUUGGGUUCCUCGUGGCUACGCCAUUGUCAACAUUGACUCUCGCGGGUCAGGCGACAGCGAAGGAGUCAUGGCCAUUAUGGGUACUCAGGAAGCCGAGGACGGCUACGAUAGCAUUGAGUGUAUAGCUAAACUACCGUGGUGCAAUGGCUCAGUCGGACUCGCUGGCAACUCACAUCUCGCCAUCGUUCAAUGGUUCAUCGCCGCUUUACGUCCCCCGAGUCUCAAGGCUAUUGCUCCUUGGGAAGGCUGUGGUGAUUUAUACCGCGAGCAAUUCGCUCGUGGAGGCAUUUACGCGGGUGAUCUCUUCGAUAAGCUCAUCGUCAAAUAUAUGCUUCAAGGUCACAAUGGAAUUGAGAGUUUCCGAGAAAUGUUCGAGAAGCAUCCUCUAGCCAACGACUGGUGGAACGACAAGCGUCCAGAUAUGAAAAAGAUCAAUAUCCCAACCUACAUCACAGGAACUUGGACGAAUACUAUGCACGGUAUGGGCGCUAUUCGCGGCUGGCUCGAGGUUGAUACACCUCACAAGUGGCUUCGAUGGCACCCAUGGCAGGAAUGGUAUGACAUCUGGGGCAACGAACAGGCCAACCCAGAGUUGUUGGAUUUCUUUGACUAUUUUCUGAAGGGAAAGAAGAACGGUUGGGAUAGCACACCCCAGGUCCGCAUGGCUGUGUUGAGAUUCGGAAAGAAGGAGCCUCAGUCAUAUGAGAAUAUCGUCGAAGAGGACUUUCCACUCCCAAGAACAAACUACAAGAAGCUGUUUUUCACAACAGAAGGCCAGCUAUCCCUCGACAAGCCGAAUCAGUCAUCGUAUUUGAGCUACAAGUCUGAAACCGAUGAUAGAGUCGGUUUCACUUAUAGAUUCGACAAGACAACAAGAUUGGUCGGUAUGCCUAAAGCUGUGGUAUACAUGUCCUGUCCCGACUACGACGACAUGGACGUUUAUGUCCUGCUCGAGAAGCUCGACGCUAACGGAAAAGUCAUGCUGAACCUCAACAUUCCUUGGAAGGGUAUCCCCAAGCAAUCCUUCGAAGAGAUGGAUGACAAGGAGAAGAUCGAGGUGGUGAUUUAUCGUGGGCCGAUGGGUGUUCUUCGAGCGUCUCAUCGUGAGAUUGACGAGAGCAAGAGUAUGCACCCACACUGGCCUUUCCAUCCCCAUGAAAAGGAAGAGAAGGUGAACCCUGGUGAUAUUGUCAGGCUCGACAUUGGUAUCUGGGCGAUGGGUAUUGAGUAUGAGGCGGGAGAGUCGAUUCGAGCUGUUGUUUGUGGUCGGAACUUGGGGGUGAGCAACUUUGGCAGCUUGGAACAUUUGGAUAACAAGGGAACGCAUAAUGUUCAUUGUGGUGGAGAGAACGCUAGUCAUGUAAUUCUGCCAUUUGUUUAA